AUGACAUUAUAUCCUCUACUUUCUUAAUAAGAAACUAUUACUAAUUAACAACAUAUAUACCCUCCCAAUAUCGUAAAUUAAUAUAAACUUUAAGUUGAUUUGUCUAAUUAAAAUUCAUGGUAAUAUAAACUCGAAGAUGUCCCAUUAUUAGAAUUUAUGGAAACUCAAGUAAUAAACUCAUGGGCUCCUUUUAUCCUUAUAUAAUAGUUAAAAGACUCUAUGAUAAAAACAUCUGAGAAAAAAUUCAUUGUAAACGUCUCAUCUCCAGAAGGUUAAUUUAACAGAAUGUAUAAAUCUAAAAUACAUCCACAUACUAAUAUGUCAAAAGCGGCUUUGAAUAUGCUCACAAAAACAUCAGGAGUUGAUUUGGCUAAAAAUUAUAAUAUUUUUAUGACUGCAGUUGAUGCAGGAUGGGCUUCUAAUGAUAUGUUGCCAGUUAAUUUUUUACAUUAGAGUUAUUAUAAUACAAUUCCUAUAGACGAAUGGGAUGGGGCUUUUAGAGUUUUGGAUCCUGUUUUUGAAGGGAUUUAGAGUGAAAAACCGUAUUUUGGGGUUUUUCUUUAAAAUUAUAAGAUUGCUGAAUGGUGAUAUUUUAUAAUUUGGUUAUUUGGAAAUUUUAUACAAAUAUUAAUUUUUUUUAUUAAUUACUAUUAA
This is a messenger RNA of Ichthyophthirius multifiliis, 654 nucleotides long. RefSeq names its product oxidoreductase, putative. The transcript has a single exon. The record is from RefSeq and is a predicted model, not a curated record. NCBI's taxonomy places the organism in Eukaryota, Ciliophora, Oligohymenophorea, Hymenostomatida.